UUACCAGCCAACGUCUGAACAGACGCAGGAGCAGGAUUGGUGCCUUCCCAUCCAGCUAGCGAGGGAGGUGUCCCAGGCGGGGCUAUAAAUGCCAUGGCCUGACGCCGGCUCCGCUCCCGCCCUACCCGUCCUUGGCUGUUUUCGUUUGAGCUGUUGGCUCUCCAGUAUUCUCCAUGGCAAGCCCCCUGGAGCAGGCGCUGGCUGUGAUGGUCUCCACCUUCCACAAGCACUCAGGGAAGGAGGGGGACAAGUACAAGCUCAGCAAGCAGGAACUCAAGGACCUGCUCACGAAGGAGCUGCCCAGCUUCAGCAGCCAAAUCAGUGAGGCCAGCUUACAGCAACUCAUGAGCCACCUGGACAACAACAGGGAUAGCGAGGUGGAUUUCCAAGAGUACGUGACCUUUGUGGCCUGCAUGGCCAUGAUGUGCAACGACUUCUUCCAGGACUAUCCCGACAAGAUGCCGCGCAGGAAUUGAGCAUGGGACACUGGUCCCAGGCUGCGUCACUGCCCCCAUGACCCUUGCGUCUUCCUGAUGUUCUUUCAAUAAAGGUUGUUUUAAACAAA
This is a messenger RNA of Cuculus canorus (common cuckoo), 565 nucleotides long. RefSeq names its product protein S100-A4. The transcript has 3 exons. Gene Ontology annotation, cellular component: cytoplasm. Gene Ontology annotation, molecular function: calcium ion binding; transition metal ion binding. The coding region runs from base 174 to 476 and encodes 100 amino acids. The record is from RefSeq and is a predicted model, not a curated record. NCBI's taxonomy places the organism in Eukaryota, Metazoa, Chordata, Aves, Cuculiformes, Cuculidae.